Debaryomyces fabryi is the source of this 1452-nucleotide messenger RNA. RefSeq names its product Atf1p (gene ATF1). The coding region runs from base 1 to 1452 and encodes 483 amino acids. The record is from RefSeq and is a predicted model, not a curated record. The transcript has a single exon. NCBI's taxonomy places the organism in Eukaryota, Fungi, Ascomycota, Pichiomycetes, Serinales, Debaryomycetaceae. Gene Ontology annotation, molecular function: N-acetyltransferase activity.
AUGACAGAGAACUUUUUAAGAUCAAGGACUGCUACCGGAUUUUACAAGAACUUUCAAGUUACCGCUACUUAUUCUCAAGAUUUAACUUCUGACAUAUCGUUACUUUACAGGGCAUUGAGAAAAACCAUCCUUGACUAUCAUAUUUUGGUAUGUUAUAUUGUCAGAAACAAGUCAAUCGGUCGUUGUGUUUAUACCCCUAUAUCUCAAACCCAAUUAAAAGAUCUAUUGAUUUUUAAGGACUCCUCGUAUAUCGAAGGCAACGUUAUCAAUGAAAAAUUUAUGAAAGAGGCCAAUGAUAUUGUUUUUGAUAUAUAUGAGGGUUCGCCGUUGUUCAGAUUGAUUCUUGUUGGGAAAUAUGACCUUAGUGUUGUCUUGGAGCAUACUAUAGCUGACGGAGUUGUUGGAAAUUACUUUCACGAGAUAUUCUUACAAAAUUUGGCAUACGUAGAUUAUCCCUCGAAUGCUAGAGAGUAUGAAGUAAAUUAUGGUUUCCACGAGGCUGCUGUUGGUGAUAUUAGUGAAAAUUCUAUAAUAUUUAAUUAUGAGAAAGAUAGAGCACUUAUAAAAAAUAAUUUGCCGCCUCCUAUUGACGAUUUUCUCGCAGACCCAGAGUUGGAUUAUACUGAUAAUGAUCCAUUAUACUUUGACAAGGUUAUUCCUGAGGAGUUUCCUAAUAAAUGGCCAGGAAAGUUUCUCGCAACUAGAGAUUUUGGUAUAAGCUUCAAGCUAAUCAAUUUCUCGCCUUCAGAAACGAAGGAGAUUUUGGCUGCAUGUAGGCGUGAGAAGGUAACCAUCACUUCGUAUAUAGAAGUUAUUACAGUGUUGACUUUGCAGCCUAUAUUUGGGGAUGAUCAUUAUACUACCCAUAAGAUCGCGCUAGCCUUAAGAAGACAUUAUAAUCCAGAGUUAGCAAGCGAUGAGUAUAAGCAGCUUUUAAGUGACAAGUCCUAUAAGAUUCUUGGUGCCCUGGCAAAUAAUGGGGUCUCCGAGAACUUGCCUCCAAUCUAUGAAUUUUCGUGGGAUUUAGCUAGAAGAAUUAACAAAAACUUAUUGAGAACUACCCAGAAUAAAAAGAUUUUAAAUUUGUUAAACCCAUUCAAAAAAAUGGCCCAUGGCCUAGAGGACAACCUUCAUUUUUUUGAAUCUCAAUUGGGGAAGCCAAAAAAUGAUUCCUUGAAAAUCUCCAACUUGGGGUUGAUAAACAUUCCAGUCUAUGAAAUACCAGAUAAGAAGCCUUGGACCAUAAAGAAUAUGAUUUUCUCUCAAUCUAUGUCUCCUCCCGCAUCAGAGUUCAUGUUGAACGUUGUUUCUACGGCAGAGGGUGGCUUGAAUUUUGUCUUAUCUUACGAUGAUAGAUUUAAUGAUAUUCAAUUUAAUGAAUCUCAAAAUUUUGUUACCGAUUUAAAACAAAAUAUGUUGAAAUACUCUAACGAUAGCUAUCGUACAUCUUAA